Molecule: messenger RNA, 2166 nt
Organism: Carica papaya (papaya)
Lineage: Eukaryota; Viridiplantae; Streptophyta; Magnoliopsida; Brassicales; Caricaceae
Gene: SOBIR1
Product: Leucine-rich repeat protein kinase family protein
Biological process (GO): protein phosphorylation
Molecular function (GO): receptor serine/threonine kinase binding; protein kinase activity; ATP binding
Source: RefSeq, a predicted model, not a curated record
AUGGGCAGGAUCCCACCCAGCAUGUUUUUCAACGCGGUUAUCAUGGCUGCCUCUACAAAUCUCAUUCUCAAAAAUACUCCACCUCAGAUUUCAUAAAUCAACUAAUCGCACCACCGGGAUCUGCCAUUCAACAAAAUGGCACCGGCCCUGGUCCUGGGCAUUCUCUCGCUCUUUGCUUUUAUCUCCUUCUUCCUGCUCGUCCAUGGCACUCUUCAUCUCCACCCUUCUGAUUUCCAGGCCAUUUCCAUUGUCCAAAAGGAAUUGGGUGUUCUCAGUCAACGCCUCCCCUCCACUAACCCAUGCAGUAUAGCUGGCGUAUUCUGCGAGCGGAGACUCUCCCCCGACAACACUUACGUCCUCAGGGUCACCAGACUCGUCUUCCCAAGUUACGCCCUUGCUGGAUUCAUCUCCCCGGCGAUCGGCCGCCUCUCGGAGCUCAGGGAGCUCGCUCUUCCAAACAACCAGCUUGUUGACCAACUCCCUCCCCAGAUUGUUGACUGCAAGAAGCUCGAAAUUCUUGAUCUCAAAAAUAACAAUUUCUCCGGUGAAAUCUCCUCGGACUUGUCAUCUUUGACCCGUCUUCGAAUUCUUGAUCUUUCCUCCAAUGGGUUUUCCGGAAACCUGAACUUCUUGAAGUAUUUUCCCAACCUCGAAAAGCUCUCCCUGGCCAACAAUCUGUUUUCCGGGAAAAUCCCACCUUCAAUACGGUCUUUUCGUAAUCUUCAGUUCUUCGACUUUUCGGGAAACACUUUUCUUGAGGCUUCCGUUCCUUUGACGAGCACACUUGAGUCCUCAUCGUCUAAUUAUCCGAGACGAUACAUUUUUGCGGAGAGUCCUACACCGAGGAGAAAAACCAAUUCUUCUUCUUCUUCUUCUUCUUCUCGUGCUGAAGCAUCUCCUGCUGAAGCUCCAACAGCAGCAGUUAACAAACACAAAAAAAGUAAGAAAAAGAAGCUUGCAGCAUGGAUUUUAGGAUUCUUCGCCGGAGCUAUAGCUGGGACUGUAUCUGGGUUCGUUUUCUCAGUGCUGUUUAAACUGAUCAUAGCAGCCGUAAGAGGUGGGGGCAAGGAGCCUGGAAUAGCAAUCUUUAGUUCAUUGAUCAAGAAAGAGGACUUAGCUUUCUUGGAUAAAGAAGACGGACUGGCAUCACUGGAGAUCAUUGGAAGAGGUGGAUGUGGAGAAGUUUACAAGGCUGAGCUACCAGGCAGCAACGGCAAGAUGAUUGCCAUCAAGAAGAUUGUUCAGCCGCCAAAAGAUGCGGCGGAGUUGAGUGAGGAAGAUACCAAGUUCCUGAACAAGAAAAUGAGACAAAUCCGUUCAGAAAUUAACACAGUUGGUAAAAUUCGGCAUAGAAAUCUUGUUCCUCUGUUGGCUCAUCUGUCUCGGUCUGAUUGCCAUUAUCUUGUGUAUGAGCACAUGAAGAACGGGAGUUUACAGGAUGUAUUGAACGGGGUUUCAGAGGGAAAUCGAGAGUUGGAUUGGCUUUGUAGACACAAGAUUGCAUUAGGAAUAGCUGCUGGGUUAGAAUAUCUUCACAUGAGCCAUAGUCCAAGAAUCAUUCACAGAGAUUUGAAGCCAGCAAAUGUACUGCUUGAUGAUGAUUUAGAAGCUCGGAUAGCAGAUUUUGGACUAGCAAAACCAAUACCAGAUGCCAAUACACAUAUCACAACCUCAAAUGUAGCUGGAACUGUGGGAUACAUAGCCCCAGAGUAUCAUCAAACUCUGAAAUUCACAGACAAGUGUGACAUAUACAGCUUUGGGGUUUUGCUAGGGGUUUUGGUGAUUGGUAAGCAACCAUCUGAUGAGUUUUUCCAGCACACUAACGAGUUGAGUUUGGUGAAAUGGAUGAGGAAUGUCAUGACAUCAGAGGAUCCAACCAGAGCUAUUGAUCCCAAGCUGUUGGGUAAUGGGUUUGAGGAGCAGAUGCUAUUAGUUCUCAAGAUUGCUUGCUUCUGCACCUUGGAUGACCCAAAACAGAGGCCUAACAGUAGAGAUGUUGGCUGCAUGUUGUCUCAAAUCAAGCAUUAACUCUCUCUCUCUCUCUCUCUCUCUCUUUCUCUUUGUUUUUCCUUUUCUCUUAAUUUGUCUAAAUCAAAUAUCAACUGAAUGUGUAAAAUAUCAUUUAUGCAAAAGAAAUAAUUGUAUGUUAUGUUAUGGUAUGGUCCA